Suillus paluster is the source of this 9246-nucleotide messenger RNA. RefSeq lists its product as uncharacterized. NCBI's taxonomy places the organism in Eukaryota, Fungi, Basidiomycota, Agaricomycetes, Boletales, Suillaceae. The coding region runs from base 1 to 9246 and encodes 3081 amino acids. The record is from RefSeq and is a predicted model, not a curated record. The transcript has 6 exons.
AUGCCUCGAUCUUCAAGAGCAAAAUGUCAUUCAACAGCCCAAUUUGAUUUGAAUUAUAUCAUCAAUCAUGUUUUUUUCCCCCUCAAGUUGCCGCAAGGGAGUGACCAUUCCCUUGGGAACGACCUAGCCCUAUCUCAGUUGGUAGUGGAUGCUGCUAUCGCCUACAGCGACCAGCUGCCGUCCGAUAAGCUGCUGCUUUGGAUGAGCAGCUUGAAAAUGCUUCGGAACCUCAAAGAUUCAAUCAGAUUCAGCGUCAUGUCUGCAAAGGAAGUCGAAUCUCAGAUCAUUGCCAUGUACAACAAAGAUGUCCUUGUAUACAUAAUUCGCGCACAAAACGCUGCGGUGGUCAUGAGAAAACUCGAAUCCGAGACCAUAUUCGAAUCAUUCGAAAUCUCUCCCGACUCCACCGCCGUGAUGGGCGCAAUGGGAAAACUGAUCUGUUCGUAUCCUGGACCUGCUAUCACAGUUCCGGAUACGAACAUUGAUCAUGCUACCUUUCACGCUGAGCUCGCGAAUUUUCUAGUUCGCAUGGAUCAAGAUGUGCUUGAUGCGGCAGCGACGAGGAAAAAAGCUGGUUCCACUGUUCUCGAAGAGAGAGAUACGACUCAUCCUCGAUAUAUCACAGAACUAUUGACUGGUAUACUGCGUGGCCUAGGGAGCAUCGCCGACGUUCCUCGCAUCCGUAAGCGCAUCGGAGAUGAUGUACUGUGGGACAACGCUAAAUUACCGUGGAGGCGUUCUUCACUUUGGCUCGUCAUUCGCGUUGCCUUACAGACGACUCUGGAGCGCAGCGCUCUCGGACGAACAACGUAUAAAUCAUUCAUCCUGUUCUUCAUGGCGAGGCUCACGACCUCUGCCCUCGACCAUGACAUGUCGAAUGACAUCCUGUACUUCAUGUCAGCAAAGAUUGCACGCCGUCUUUUCAAGCUUGGAUCCUCUGCUCCUCCGGAGUUAUCACACAUGAUCAAUAAGGUUACCAGCGAGGUUAGGAGUCUUCUAGAAGAAAGAUGGGGAUCUGUUCAAGACGCGCAACGGGCCUCACCUCAUUGGGCUCCUGAGACCCUCCAAGUCUUGCGAGAUACCCAUCUGUCUUUAAAUACGAGCCGGGAGUACAUAUCCCAAGCUUUGCAAAAUCAACAUUCGUCCUUCCAACCAGCCUCAUUCAACCUCAGCCACCGCAUGCGCGGGACAAUCAAUGAUUUCCUUGAUGCUGAUGGUGGAUUCCUUGUAGCUGCUCAUGCUGCGGAACCAUUCCUCUCCCUCACAGAUUUCGAGAUGGUCGUUAGAUCAGGGAUCGACGACUGGGUAGCGCGCGUUUCAUUUCACAGCAUCGAUUCCGCUUGCGUCUCGAUCGAGGCGUGCGCCUCCGCAUACUCCUCGAGAGCACUGGAUGCUUACAAGGGAAACCCAGAGAAUUUGUCCAUUAUGCUCAUUACUCUUUUCGAGCUCUGGGUAGCCAUGGAUAAGAUCGUUAUUCGACAGAUCCCAUUCCUGGCAAAAUAUUCUCCCGAAAUCCCAUUGACCCUUUGGGAGCAUCUGCUCAUCCGCCAAUCUUCAGCCCUUGAUCGUUUAAAGCAGCUACAUGCCUAUCUGAAACUUCGUCAUUGCCAGGCUCCCGGCCGUCUGUCAGCAUUGUCGUCUACCAAUGGCGACAGGUCGUUCGCAGAGCGGUAUUUUUACCAGUCAUCCAAGCUGCAGAAUUUGAAGUUGACCAUCGAGGCGGAUGCUCGGAAAGAGCGGGAGAAGAAGUUGACUGAGCUUUGGACCCUCAACAAGAGGUACGCUAACCUAGAUAAACAUGCAGCAAGUUUGGUGCAUGAAUACACCGUCAACUCCCGUGGCGAGGAGUGCCAUGACCAACAGAGCUGUGAGAAGUGUCGCCUAGAAAAGCAGAUGCAAUCGAUGACCAUCACAGUUCACGAGUGGCCGCUACCACCCCAUGAAAAAGAGGCAAUCGUGGUCGUGUUUGAGCUGGGAUGCCCCACCGCCUUCGACAUGUGGAGAUGUAUGACAUUCCACAUUCUCAUUGACGUCUGCACUCAGGAGAAAAUUUCGCCCACCCACCCCUUCAUGACACUGUCGAAAUAUGGCGCCUUGAAGCAUUACCGCGAGUACCAUCCAAGGCAGCGGCUGACUUUGGCGUCGGAUGCCAAACCCUUCAGCAACUCCCAUUACAGCCGCAUUCACGUUCCUACGGUCGACGAGAGGGUCUGUGUAAAUGGCGGACUCAAAUUCCGGCAAUUCGAUACAACCACAGGUGCAUGGGCGGCCAAUGCACUGCUGCUGCGCUUCGAUUCUAGCAAGUUGUGCACUUUUACUCUUCCCAAGGGACCAUAUGAUGCUUUGCAGCGGUACCUUUCAGAAACAUCCCAUGCAUCGAACGAAGUCAUAGCCAACCAGGCUGAUUGUCACAAGGACAUGACCAUUCAUGAAUUCAUCGCAUUUGGAACUUUUCGGAGUGGACCGCGAUUGCAAUGGAUGAACGUGCUGCGCGAACUCCGUGCAAGGUCACUCGAUUUUCGACGCGAGGAAGUCCAUUUACUAUUAGCCCAAGCUAUUUCACAGGUUGGCCCACUUUCGUCCGAUGACGGCCUUAUUUGGCACGAGGAGCUGAACAGCGUGCCAUUCCUCAGUACACUACUCGGAGAGCUGGAGUCUUUGACGGCGAGUAUCGAAGAAAAUUGGUUGGAAGGUGUCGCGAUAAGCACCAUCAUCAUGCUCGUGUGCCGUGUCCUGUCCUCGACUCAGGCAAAGAGUAUACGAAGUCGUGGAUAUUCGCUGAUUCGAAGGAUCCGAACUGCGACCUAUACCUUGCUGAUGCAGCUAUCGACGAAAAUGCAAGCCAACAACGACGUGACGGUCCGUCGGGAGUUACAGGGACGUGUUCGUGAUAUGGCAGUCACCUGUCGAAGCACAUUUGACGUUGACGGAGGUGCAUCUCUGCUCCUGACGUCGAACGACAUCAAGGUAUUCACAUAUUGUGGCGUCAUGAUUUAUGACAACACUCCAAACCAACUGGGCGAACUUUCCCAACAUUCCAAGCUCCUGCUAGAGCGAGACAAACGAUGCUGUCACGCAUUAGAAGCUACUGUUCGUCAAUUUGCAGAGCUUCAUAGGGAGGGUCUUGAUAGCGCAAUUGCGGAGAUUUGGGGCAGCUACAGACAGGGGACUUCUUGGAGGGCACUACCGGCUCCAAAUUCUCGUUGGCUUGCGUCGCAUACCGCGCCUUCAUGCGCUCAGUUACCGCAAGUUGUGCACUUCAACCUGGUCACUGGGUGCUUGCUCGUCGACGGAAAACAGCUGGGUAGGCUUCCGUCAGAGAUAGUGCAACAUCCCACAUACCGAUCGAUAUUCGGUGAUCGAGUGUUUGACAUCGUCCCGGCUGAUAUUCCUGGAAUGGAUUAUGCGACACGGGGGAAUCUCUGUGACCAUCAGGUGUCUUUUGCUCUACGCAACUCAAAUGAUCUUAUCAUCCGUGCAAAGCAUAUCGACCGAGACUCGCCCGUCCUUCAACUUAUUCCGAGGCAAAAAUUUGUCGAUGACCUGCCAAUGACUUUGAUAACAGGCUAUACACAUUGGCUCAACCUGCGCACGAGCGAAAUCGAGAUUCGGCCAGCCGAAACUGAGUGGAAGUCUUCUGAUGAGAAUUGGCUCCUGCAAUUUGCUGCCUUGGGCCCCUCGAUAUUGCAGAAGGGUGGCAGUACCACUCUCCUUGACAUACGUAGCCAAACAUGGGACAUGAUCUCCAAGAGGAUGCGUCCUCUGGAGGAUACCCGCUACAUCAUGGUCACAUGUAGGGAAGCAUCCGGCGAUACUUUCUCCUCGCUGAAGGUUGAAUUACCCCGAUACGGUCUCGAAUUUUUUGUCGACGAGGAUGGGGAACUGCAGUCCCGCAACAUGCGUAACAUGGUCGUCGAUACCUUUCAGUCUACUGGAACGAUGUUGGGAUUGAUGAACCAGCUCGUCCUGCGUCCGAAGUCGCAAAUCGCAGAUGAGCAUCCGCGCACCGUCAUUAUCCCAGAUGGUCGUAUCUCAUUCUCCCCUGACGGCCAUCACAUCCGGCUCACCAUCGCUCCUGAAGGCAUCCGAGUGACAUACCACUUGUACAGGGUUGAUACAGAUCUACGCUGUCUCACUGGGAAUGUAGGUCUGACGAGCAAACUCUAUCAAGCGUUGCUUCAUGCUCUCACCAGCGGCUGCCUCCCUGAUCCGCUGACGGGUCGAACGGGGACAGAGGAGUCAUUGCAUCUCCUGCAUUCUGCAGCUUGCCAGUCUUUCAUGAAGCUUCGCUCUCGUGAUACAGAUCUUUUGCGCGAGAUCAGUUCGCUGUCCACCACGCGCGUCUGGUAUCCCAUUCAUCUCCGAAAGAUGCAGACAGUUUCAUGGUCAUGUCUUGCAUCCCUUGCACAGCGCUAUGAUUUUCAUGUAGUCGCAAGAUCUAUCAUGGACUACGGCAAGCGGCUUUCAAGUUUCUCUGAAGGGUCCCCAAACUUCCAUUUUCCCUUCUUCCCGUCAUCCAUCGAGCACCUCCUUGAGCGCGCGUCCAUCCGUGCCUCAGUAGUCCAUCCCGACCGAGUCUCUCUGCUGCUUCCGCAUGGUAACGCAGAUGUCAUCUAUGCUUCACGUGACGUCCCUGAUAAACGUGCGGAAGAGAGGGCAUUCAACGCAGCCUUCAUGGUACACCAAUGGCCAAGCAGGCUUCCGGUGCAACGGAAUCUCCUCAGUUUGUUGACUCAGUGGAAAAAUGUCCAGGGCAUUGACGAAUCGCUCAGCUUGCAAUACUCCAAAAACUGGCUUCGACCGAACUUUUCUGAUGUCUUCCUUUCUACCUACGACCGCUGUCGCAGUGCUACGAAGAAGGACACAUUUCAGCUGGUGUUCACCCUGGCUUCAGUAGCAUACAGCCUGUCGAACAACCACGCCCUUGUCCCGACACUCCUAGCGUUUGCCACAGUUCCCGAAAUUCGCAGCCAGGGUGACCCACCAAAGUUCGCUUCCUAUGAUCUCUCGGAUGGUUUCAUGCCAUCCGAUGCGAUACUGGACAAUAUCAUCAGUUCGUGUGCUAAAGAUUAUGAAUUCAGCCAAGAGAGACACCUAACUGCAAGGCCCGGGGAGGAUGAAAAGGCUCUGGGGAUGCGUCGUUAUUCGGCUUUCGAAGACAAGUGUCACUUUGAACGGCAGCUCAUUCUCAACAACGUUCGGGAUUCUUGGCCGUGCGAAGAUCCUCCGGCGCUUCAUACGCUGCAAGCAAACUGCUACAAUCUCAAGAAACUGUCGAAGAAACUUCGCCCCGUAUUUCGCAGCUGUUGGCGAAACCGUUGUCUGAAGCAACAUCUGGACGUCCUGCAGGAGACCCUCGAACGGUUUUACACUCUCAAUCCUCCAUCGAAACUACCCUCACAAUACCAUCUUGAGUCCCGCUUUGAUUACUCGGAUGUUGCUUCACCAACCUCAUCCAUUGAUGCUCAGUACCUUUUUGAUAGAGAUGCGCCUGUCAUACGCAUGUUCGUGUCUUCCCAAGUUCUGCCUAAUUCCAAUCGGCGGGAUUUGGUAUCUCCAGACUCCAGAGUCACAGCGAGGUUGCAGCAGCUUAUCAACAACUUUCGCUCCCAAGGGAGCAACAAGUUCUGCCGUAACUAUAGCAACGAUCUGGACCAGAGCAGGUCGAUUUUCUGCGAAGAGAAGCUUGUUGCCUCACCGGAUUCUACGCCAUACACGACGAAAGUACUGCUCGAGUACCAUUCGCUUCACAGCAAGCAAUUCCAAGAUUCACUAGCAACUAUCAUACACGCCCUCUCUCCUGCUUCUGCUGCUGAGAACGCGUUAUACAAUGCUGGGUUGUGGCCCCGAGUUACACCAAACUUCCUCUUCACUCGCAUGGCUUCUGUAUCAGGGAUUUGUUUGGGGAAGAGUUGGCGUACGGCUCUCAUCCGCCUGUCGCAGAUACUUUUGCAACUGCAACGCUCGCGAAGGUUGUUGGUCUUUGCCGCUAAGGAAAACUGGGUCGAGUUCUUCAAGGAACUAGAGAAUGAACAAUGCGAGGGAUUCGAUCCAGAACUGUACCCUGACUGGCUUUUAAUACAGAUUGAAAGUCAGUUCUUGGCACGGCCCGUCCAAAUCAAGGUUGCGCUGGAAAUGAUGUCGCCAUGCAGAGGACGAAACACAGCUCUGCAGCUGAACAUGGGCGAAGGGAAAUCCUACGUCAUUGUUCCCCUCGCAGCAGCCGCACUUUCUGACGGCCAUAAACUGGUUCGAGUCAUUGUGCUGAAGUCGUUGUCUGCUCAGAUGUUCCAGCUCCUGGUUGAACGAUUGAGCGGCCUUGCGCAAAGGCGUAUUUUCUAUAUUCCAUUCUCCCGUGCUCUCUCUAUCGACGCGUCGAAGGUCAAAAUGUAUCGUGACCUGAUGCAAGAAUGCGUGGACACCAAGGGCAUUUUGGUCGUGCAACCGGACCAUAUUUUGUCGUUCCAGUUGAUGGCUGUUGACCGUCAGCUGUCCCAUCAGACUGUUCAAGCUGCUCAAGACAUGCUGUGGGCCCAGCUGUGGCUCGAUAAUCACACACGUGACAUCCUGGACGAAAGUGAUGAAAUCCUGCAUGUCCGCUACCAAAUGGUGUACACUGUCGGUCUCCAAAGUUCGCUUCAAGGUCAUCCCGAAAGGUGGACCACUACACAACAAGUGUUAAGUCUUGUCGCAAAGCACACCGCUCGGCUCAUGAGAGAAUUUCCCUCUGGCUCAGAUGUAUCUAUCCGCGAUCACGGAGUGUUCCCCUUCGUCCGAAUUCUGCACCCGACAGCGGGUGAAAAAUUGGUCCAAUGGAUCGCACAGGAUGUCAUUAACGGGGCACUUGGAAACAUCAGCUUCGAUCAAGCAUCUCUCCACGUCAAACAAGCUGUUCGCCAGUUCAUCGGAACUGAGAAUAUAUCCAGCACCUGUAUCAGUUUAGUGGAGGAUAGCUAUAGACACACCACCGUCUGGCCCGGCCUCCUAGUCUUGCGUGGACUAUUGGCUUGUGGUAUCUUGAUUUAUACCCUCAAAGAACGUCGCUGGCGUGUGGACUAUGGACUCGUCCCAACACGAACGAUGUUAGCCGUUCCAUUCCGUGCUAAAGACAUGCCCUCGCUGCGGGCAGAGUUUGGCUACCCAGAAGUUGCAAUUGCCCUCACGUGCCUGUCAUACUACUAUGCGGGUCUUACCCUCGAGCAGCUGAUGUUGUGCUUCGAGCUUCUGCUGAAGCAGGAUAAUCCCGCUCUCGAGUAUGAAUCAUGGGUGCAUGGACUUGAGUCCGUCCCAGAAAGUCUCCAGCACCUUAGCGGUAUCAACACAGAAUCCACGGAGCAGCUGCCCGACCUUCAGCAUCUGUUCGCGUCCAACAAGGCAGUCAUAGAUUUCUACCUGUCUCGAGUAGUUUUUCCCAAGGAAGCCAAGGCAUUCCCGACGAAGCUCACCUGCUCCGGAUGGGAUCUUGCUCAAGAAAAGAGACAUCUAACAACUGGCUUUUCUGGUACAAACGACAAUCGCUAUCUGCUACCAAGCUCGAUGGUGCAGCACGACCUUGAUCACCAAUGCAGCACGAAUGCCCGAGUCCUAGCCUUGAUUCUCCAUCCGGAAAACAAUUGCUACAGACGUAUCCCGCACGGCCAAAAGGUGCAUGAUUUCAUCAAUACCCUAAUAGCCCAAACCCCGGAGGUCCGCGUCCUCUUGGACGUUGGUGCGCAAAUGCUGGAAUUGAAGAAUCAGGAGCUGGCCGAAGCAUGGCUUCAAGCUAAGCGUGACGCUCAAGCUGCAGUCUUCGUGGAUGACGACGAUGAACUUGUCGUCGUCAGUCGGGAUGGGACAGUCGAGCCUCUUGUGUCGUCCCCCUUCGCCCAGCAGCUUGACCAGUGCGUGAUAUAUCUAGACGACGCCCAUACUAGAGGAACAGAUGUCAAGCUGCCUUCCGGUUUCCGAGCUGCUGUCACGCUUGGCCCCAAAGUCACGAAAGACCGCCUGACCCAAGGAUGCAUGCGAAUGAGGAAGCUGGGCAAUGGGCAUUCAGUAAUGUUCUUCGCUCCGACUGAAGUCGACCGGAGCAUUCGUUCGGCGGCUCAGAAAGCUGAUACCGACGGUGUCGAUGUGGCAGAUAUUCUGCACUGGGCGAUGCUCGAAACCUGUCUUGAUAUUCAGAUGCGUGCGUCCCACUGGGUUCAACAGGGAUCGGAUUUCAAAGCACGGCAUUCCGCAUGGGCUCAAUUCUCACGUACCUCACGUACCCGAACUUCGAUCUCCACCCUAAAGUCUGCCUGGUUACAGCCAGAGGAGCGUUCGUUAGAAGAUAUGUAUGCACCAAGUAGUUCUCCACGACCAUUCGAGUCCCUCGAUCCAGAUAUUCAGAGGAAGUGCUCGGAACUCGGAGUGUUAUUGGCAUCAGCAAGACGCAUGGAUGAGGAACAAGAAAGGGAGGUAGUUCACGAGGUAGAGAGAGAGAGAGAGCGUCGAGUGGAAAGGCCACCCAGGGUCAAACCUGCAGCCCAUGUCCUCCAUGCAGACGUCCGUCUAUUUGUCAAGACCGGCCAAAUUCCCGCUAUGUCUUCUGCAUUCUAUCCGGCGCUGUCCAGCCUUGUCAACACUACUGCUGGAUUUCAUGAGCACGACCAGUGGGCACAUAACGUUUUAGUCACCCACGACUUUACUCGUACUGUGAAUACUCUCUCCCAUCAAAAGGCGGAUGAUUAUCUGCGGCCCGUCAACUGGGUUAUAUUCAGUGACAAUGGACGCUGCCCAGUGCUGGUGGUCGUGAGCCCUCACGAAGCGGACACACUGCUACCUGCCAUCCGCAGAAGCAAUGUAGUUCACCUGUGCAUCUACGCUCCUCGCACCACAAAAAUGAUGCUGGCAUGCGAUGACCUUCGCCUCUACUGUGUUCCUUCGACGCCACGGUUGACGCCAUUGAAACCGCUGAUUUGCCAGCUCAACCUUUUUGCGGGCCAACUCUAUUUCUCCGAUUACGAGAUGUAUCUCCGCACGUGCAGCUUCUUAGGACUCAACGCACCGCAUUUACGGGACAAGGACUUGAUCGCCGACAGCGACGGGUUCAUCAGGGAGGAGAAUCGUCCUGUUGCCAGAUUAUCGUGCUCAUUCAAGCGAUCCCAGCUUCUUCCACUGAAGAAGUUGUUUGGGAUGAGAAGGAAAGGCAUGGGCUAUCUACCAACUCACCUCGGAAAGGUGCUCGACGGUCGCAUUCUCACCGAGCAGGAUUUCCUGGACUGA